AUGGCCAAGUUGUCCAUAGUUAUCCUUUGUCUUGCUUUGGUAGUGGUUCAAACCACAGCAGCAAGAGAAAUGCCAAGUGACAAAGGUCUUGCUGAUCAAAAGAAUGUCUUUGGAGGCACUGGUAGUUUUGGAGGCAUUGGAAACAAUGGCCUGCCUUUUGCCGGAGUUGUUAGCGGAGUAGGUGGCGACGUUGCUGGAAUUGGUGGCGGAGUUGGUGCUGGAGCUGGAAUUGGUGGAGGACUUGGGGGUGGUUCAUUAGGUGGAAUAGGGAAUGUUGGAGGUCUUGGUGGUGUAGGUGGGUUGGGGGGUCUAGGUGGUGGUUUUGGUGGAGGUGCUGGUGGUGGUGCUGGUGGUGCAGGGAAUCUUCCACUUCCUUGA
Messenger RNA from Nicotiana attenuata, 378 nucleotides. Its product is annotated as glycine-rich protein 5-like. Lineage: Eukaryota; Viridiplantae; Streptophyta; Magnoliopsida; Solanales; Solanaceae. The coding region runs from base 1 to 378 and encodes 125 amino acids. The transcript has a single exon. The record is from RefSeq and is a predicted model, not a curated record.